UCACUGCUAUCUCUAACUGAACUUAACGUAUCCGUGAUUCCUUCGGGGUUUAGCAGCCCACGACAUCCCUCAACACAUUCCCCUUGAAAUCGUACUCAAAAUCGUCCCAUUACAAGCCAAACAUUUCCAAUCAGUACUAGUACUAAUUCAUUACUUCAACUUCAUAACUCAUAACCCAUACCUCAUUACUCAUUAUUCAUUACUCAUUAUUCAUUACUGACACGAAUGGCCUAACAUGAACUUUGACCGAUUGAAUCCGCUCUCGCGGUACCUUACAUUCAGUGGAGCUCCACCUCCUCCGAAAUCAGAUCAGGGAACAGUAAUAUCUGGUGAACAUCCAAGACACUCAAGUAUUACUAGUAGUAAUAUAGGAUAUAUUAACCCCAUCGAAGUUAGUGAUUGGGGGAUUGAAGGUUCUAUAUCACUGCCUACAUUAUCUCAUCAAAAUUUAUUUACAACUCAUUUACAUCCUGUUCAUUCUACAGUACUGAGUCAAAAUUAUUACUAUGAAAAACCCAUAACAACUGUACCAAUACCAUCAAUACCACAAAUUCCAUCUAUUUCUACCACUGAAAACUUUACAAAAUUCAUUGAAAAAUAUCUUGGAAUGAAUAAUAUAUAUCAUAAAUUCUGGGAACAGUUCAAAUAUACUUUAGUAGUAUCUAAUUUAUUGGAUCAUACUAUGAUUCUAUCUAAAAAUGAACAAUCAUUAACUAAUCUUGAACAUGAUAUAUCUGCGUUACAUCAAACUCGACCUAUUACUAAAUUCACUACUAUUGAUAAUGAUGGAUAUGAAUUAAUCCUUCUGAAUAAAUCCUAUUCAGUAUCUCAAUAUACCACAAUCAAUUAUACUCAUACAGAUAAUUCUAUCUUACUCAUAAUUAAUUUAAUUAUACGACUUAUACGUCAUUUAACCACAAAUCAUCCAACACAAAUUACCAUUAAAUUAUUUAAAAUCCUUCUUAUAUCAUCAACUAAAUUACUUAAGAUUAAACGAUUGAAAUGGUUAAUUAUAUCUCAUCGAAUUAAAGCAUUAUUAACAGAUUUUCUUCUACAUAAUUAUCGAGUUAAUAAAUUCCUUAUACAAAAACUUAUAGCUUAUAAAGAGAUUGAAUUAUUUAAGUAUCUACUGCUGGAUAAUCCUUAUAAGCAACAACUUGAAAGUCAUAUUAUGAAUUCACUUCAUUUACUUAAUCUUAACUUUCAAACAUCUAUAAAGCAUCUCCUUCCAUAUAUGAAUGGAGAUUUAUUAGAACUGUAUUAUCAAAUUAAUCAUAUUGAUAUUUCUACCACUACCACCACUAAAGAAGAUACUAAUUCAGUUAAUAUAAUUGUCACUCAAUUGAAUCGAUUCAAUCAAUUACGACGAUUAUUCAUUUGUCAAUUAUUAAGUCUUAAUGAACCUACUAUUAAACAAACAUUCUUUAUCUAUAAACUUUAUGAUAUGAUAUGUUAUACUGAACCUCAACCAUCAGUCAAUUAUAUUCUGCAAACUGUUAAAUUAAAGCUCUUGAGUUCAAUAUUUCAAGAUCUUAAUGGAUGUCUUGGUAGUAUAAUUAAUAGUUUUAUUAAUUUCGAUGAGAUUUAUAAUACUAUUAAGAAUCAACCAGCACAAGAAGAUCAAAAUAUUUUAGCUAUAUCUACUAGUGUAAUCUCAAAUAAUUCAACUGAAUUAGAUAAUGAUACACCAUUAGAUCAAUUAAUUAAUAAGAUAUCUAAUCUUUGUACUAAUUUACAAUACUUUCAGAAAUAUAAUCAAUCGACUCAACAAAUUGAUAAUAUUGAUGAACUCACCGAGAAAGUGAUGAUAUUUAAUCAAUUUAGUGAAGAUAUAGUUAAACUUAAACAAUUAUAUCAAGCUAGUGUUGAAGGUUUUCAAGAAGAAUUACGGAAUUCUGAGAUUCAAAUUAAUAGUGAUAUCUCCAAUUAUACAUCUCCUCGUUCAUCAGUUAAUGGAGAAUUCAAUUUGAAAACUUUCCAUACAAAGACUCAGUCGCAGACUCAAUCACAACUUCAAUCACAACUUCAAUCAUUAACUCAAUCUCCAGUUCAGUCUAUGGCUCAACCCAUGACUAGAACCAAUUCAUUACGUUCACCAGGUACUUCACCAAGAGACAGUUAUGUUUCUGCCGGUAAGAAACAUAAACGAGGGUCUGGUGGAUUACAAUUGGGACUCUUGACGGUGGUUGAAGAGAAUAAUUCAGUAAAGCAACAAUACCAGCAAAGACAACAUCAAAGACAACUGUCAGCCUUUGAAGCUUACAAUCAGGAUACACUAAAUAAGCUCAGUAGCAAUAGUAAUCCUCAUUAUUCUCUUAACUCAGUAACUUCUAAUGUCAGUAGUAUCUCCGAUCUCAUUAGUUCAAGUCAUAUCACUUCGGAUGACUUAACCGAUGAUACAGCCACUACCAAAUACUCCAAGUCCGAGCUUAAGCUUAAACUUGAAGAGAGUUUCAAUCGGAUCUACAGUCUCGAUACUGUUUAGUUAUUAUAUUUAUU
This is a messenger RNA of Scheffersomyces amazonensis, 2499 nucleotides long. RefSeq lists its product as uncharacterized. The coding region runs from base 236 to 2485 and encodes 749 amino acids. The record is from RefSeq and is a predicted model, not a curated record. The transcript has a single exon. Gene Ontology annotation, molecular function: myosin binding. NCBI's taxonomy places the organism in Eukaryota, Fungi, Ascomycota, Pichiomycetes, Serinales, Debaryomycetaceae.